Messenger RNA from Rubroshorea leprosula, 888 nucleotides. Lineage: Eukaryota; Viridiplantae; Streptophyta; Magnoliopsida; Malvales; Dipterocarpaceae. The record is from the annotation of a GenBank genome assembly.
AUGCAGCAUCAUCCCUCCUAGUGACAGCACUCAAUGAAGGGCGGGAUGUUAUUAUGGAUGGCACACUCUCCUGGUUACCAUUUGUAGUGCAGACAAUAACUAUGGCCAGAAAUGUCCAUCGUCACCGAUAUCGGAUGGGAGAUGGUUACAAGGUUGGAGAAGAUGGGAAGACAACUGAGAAGUACUGGGAAAAAAUUGACGAAGAACAAGUGCAAGAAGAAGGUAAAAAGAGAAAACCAUACAGAAUAGAGCUGGUUGGGGUCGUUUGUGAUGCCUACCUAGCUGUUAUUAGAGGCAUAAGGAGAGCCAUAAUGUGUAGAAGGGCAGUAAGGGUGAAUUCACAACUGAAAUCACACAAGAGAUUUGCAAACGCAUUUCCAACAUAUAUUCAAUUGGUUGACAAUGCCCGGCUGUACUGCACCAAUGCUUUGGAAGGCCCCCCUAAGAUGAUAGGAUGGAAGGACAAAGACAAGACUUUGCUGGUUGAUCCAGAUGAGAUAGACUGUUUAAAGAGGGUAGCCAGAUUGAAUGAAGAUGCAGAGUCCAUAUAUGAACUUUACAAGCACCCUAACCCUGCUUGUGAAGCUGGGUCCAUCUGGAAAGACAUUGUAUUGUCACCUUCAAGAUUAAAUGUCCAACAGGAGCUCAAGUAUUCUAUCCACAAAGUCAAAAGAUCAAAAUAAGAUGUCAACAGGCCAAGGUGUUGGUAAGUUUCAAACUUGUAGAUGCAUCACCUAAGUUGGAGGCUGAACGAGUUUUCAAACCUCUGCUACAUUUUUGAUCAAGGAUUGUUUACUCAUCACAUGGGAAUUCUCUUAUACAUAAUUACUUUACUAGCUAUGUAACUAUGUUCAGAUCAAGAAACUGAAAUACAACCAUUUAAAUCUU